Molecule: messenger RNA, 948 nt
Organism: Lactuca virosa
Lineage: Eukaryota; Viridiplantae; Streptophyta; Magnoliopsida; Asterales; Asteraceae
Source: the annotation of a GenBank genome assembly
AUGGCUUCAUUUCUACCUUCAAUAAGCAUCAUGUGUGUUCUUAUAGUUCAUCUAAGUUCUCAUGCAGAUUGCGGUGGUAUUCGAAUUAACUAUGGAUUAUUGGGAGACAACCUCCCUCCUCCAGAUCAAGUUGUAACCCUCUUAAAGUCAAGAAACAUUUCACGGAUUCGUCUUUUUAGCCCCGACCUCAACGUUCUCAACGCUCUACAAAACUCCGGAAUCCAAGUGAUCAUUGGAACCUUCAAUCAAGAUAUAGCCACUCUUGCAGGAGAUAUCAACUUUGCAAAAGCAUGGGUACAAACCAACAUUAUCCCAUACACACAAACCAUCACAUUCCGUUGCAUAUCCAUUGCUUUACAAUUCUUCAGUCUUGGUCGGAUUCCCGUGAGUACAGCCGUCGGGAUUUACGCACUAGCAAGUUCAUCUCCUCCUUCAACUGGAGAUUUUUCAGGUGAUGUCAAGCCUGCAAUCCAACAGAUCGCAGGUUUCUUAGCUAACAAUGGUUUCCCACUUUUGAUCACUGCGUACCCUUACUUUACUUACAUCCAUGAACCAAGUUCAAUUCAAUUACCGUACGUGUUAUUCACCUCUCCUGAUGUUGUAGUGAGAGAUGGAAGUCUAGGGUACAAGAAUAUGUUCGAUGUCAUGGUUGAUGCAGUUUACUCCGCAUUGGAAAAGAUUAGUGCAGGUGAUGUUGAGGUGGUGAUUUGUGAGAGUGGGUGGCCGUGGCAAGGAAAUGGUAAUUUCACGAUGAUUGAACUGGCUCAGACCUAUAAUCAGAAUCUUAUGAACCACGUACAUGGCUCUGGUACUCCUAAGAGGCCUUACAAGAAUGUGGAGACAUAUGUUUUUGCACUUUUUAACGAGGACAGAAAGAAUCCAGGGGUCGAACAACAUUUUGGCUUGUUCAAUCCAGACAUGACUGAAGUGUAUCAUGUUGAUUUUUAA